AAUGAUUAAUUAUAACUCUCUGUCUUGACCAAUAAUUUUGCUGGACUUUUAUGAUUCAUAAUUUGAACUGUGUUGUAAUAUUACCCCUCGAAACUGACAUACUAGCAUUUAUUGUUUUUUAUUGCAUCUCUAAGGUGGCGUUUGAAAGAGGCUCCAAGUGACACAUGUUUAGGAAGAGUUUAAAAGUGUGGACAUGGUUGCAGUAUAACUAGUCUUCACUGGCAGCAGAGCGAGGACCCAGGGACCAGAGCUUCCGUCCUGUGGACUUAGCCUUUUUUGAGCCGCCGACCCAACAAUGAAUAAUUCUACGGGCUGCCUGGCCAAUGCGACAGUUUGCAAUGGUACAUCCUGUGUGGUAGCUGACAGCAAUUUCAAUACCAUUCUAAGUGUGGUCCUGAGUACCGUGCUGACCAUCCUGUUGGCCUUGGUGAUGUUCUCCAUGGGAUGCAAUGUGGAAUUCAAGAAAUUCCUCGGACACAUCAAGCGGCCGUGGGGCAUCUGUGUGGGCUUCCUCUGUCAGUUUGGAAUCAUGCCCCUCACAGGAUUCAUCCUGUCGGUGGCCUUUGACAUCCUCCCCAUCCAGGCUGUGGUGGUUCUCAUCAUGGGCUGCUGCCCCGGAGGAACGGCCUCCAAUAUCUUGGCCUAUUGGGUUGAUGGUGACAUGGACCUGAGCGUCAGCAUGACCACAUGCUCCACCCUGCUCGCCCUGGGAAUGAUGCCGCUGUGCCUCCUCAUCUAUACCAAAAUGUGGGUCGACUCUGGGACCAUAAUAAUUCCCUAUGAUAGCAUAGGAGUUUCUUUGGUUGCUCUCGUUGUUCCUGUUGCCUGUGGAAUGUUUGUUAAUCACAAAUGGCCCCAAAAAGCGAAGAUCAUACUUAAAGUUGGGUCCAUUGCAGGUGCCAUCCUCAUCGUGCUCAUAGCUGUGGUCGGAGGAAUAUUGUACCAAGGUGCCUGGGUCAUCACUCCCAAACUAUGGAUUAUAGGGACAAUAUUUCCUGUGGCCGGGUAUAGCCUGGGGUUUCUUCUGGCUAGAAUAGCUGGUCAGCCCUGGUACAGGUGCCGAACAGUUGCGUUUGAAACGGGCAUGCAGAACACGCAGCUGUGCUCCACCAUCGUGCAGCUCUCCUUCACCCAGGAGGAGCUCAACCUCAUGUUCACCUUCCCGCUCAUCUACAGCAUCUUCCAGAUCGUCUUCGCAGCGAUGUUCUUGGGAUGUUAUUGGGUAUACAAGAAAUGUCGUGGAGAAAAUAAUGAGGAAUUUCUAGAAAAAAAAGACAAUGAAACAGAGUCAGAGACAUCGGUUUAUAAGAUGAAUUGAUGAUUUCAACCAGAUGAAAAGUGGACACCAAGUAGACAAAACAGAAGAGUUCUAAAGGACAAUCUUAAACUAUAACUACAUUUAAUUACUUGUUUUGUGAGGAUACUUGGCAGGAAAAAGUUAAAGUGAAAAUUUCAAUUUUAAUUGAAUUUAUCUGUUGGUUUUGGUACCAAGUGGUUGUGGUCUAAUUCUCUGAUGGGAAAAAUAUUAUUUUUGUGUGUAUGUGUAUAUAUGCAAGUAUAUAUACUUCAUAUAUGUAUAUAUACACACGUAUACUGUUAUUGAGAUAUACCCCAAAACUAUCUUCAGACUAAACCUGACAUAGGUAACACUGAGAACAAGAACCUCGUAACACUGAAACUGAAUUUUUAGGCAGAAACUCAUAACCCAGAGAUGAGGAACUGACUUUUGUAGGGUAAGGCACAUGUAAUGAAUUAGUAUUGUAGUCAUCAAGAUUUUCUUCAGUAUUUAUGAUUGUGAAAAGAUUGACCUGAACAUAUUCCACUGACAUUUUAAUCAUUAUUUUGAAAACUUUACAAACUAUUUAUUUAUAUAACUUUGUAAUAUAACAGGUAAAUACCUGACUUCCUGUAUUUUUUUUAAAUACUGCCUUCUCCAGUGACAGUGCCAAAACAGAAAUGUGGGGAAAUUAUUAUGAUAUGGAAUUCAAUAACCAAAUUGGAAUCAGAUUUUUAACUCAUCAGGAAUAUUGCACAUUGAUUGCUCUACCUCAGGGAGUCCAAUAUGGCCAUUAGAGCUUUCAAGAAAAAAGAGAAUUUUUUCAAAUGGUUGAAUUUGGUAAAAAGCUCUUCAAGCCCUGGAAAGGGACUUCCUCAAGGUUUGCCUACGUGAGGCAGAUCCACAGUGGCUAAUCUGAUAGCUAUUCAGUUUAUACACAGCAUGCACAGUAGGCAUUGUAAGUUGUGAGGUGGCAGGAGGUCCAAAGACAGUAGAAGUAUUGGGAGAAAUACCAUGACUCCCAAUGAAUUCUAUGGGAUGAAUGAAUUCUAUGGGAGAUAAUGUGAAAUACAUAGAAAAGCACGAACAACAGAAACCCAGUUGAAAUGCUUGCCCAGAGUCAAUUAGAUGUGCAGUAGUAAGUAGUUAUAAGAAGAGUCAGGUAAAGGAAGACCCAGAAAGUGAAUAUUAAACAGUGUUUGAAGAAGAGGACUGGUCUCAGGGUCCAGAAGUAGCAAGGGCCUUGCCAGCCAAGAGAGUGCUUUAGAUGUUGUAAAUAGAUGUAACCAAUGGAAGCAAGGAAGAUUCGAUAAAUCCUUUGCCAGGCUUUGAUGGGUGCCAGGGGCAAACAACUGGUCAAGUAUUGGGUUCUCAGCUAUGAGAUCUAAUUUAAUACCCUGUCCCUCAUUUUGCAGCACAAUGAAUGCACGUUCUUAACUCAGUCCUUAGUGGGUUUAGUUCCAUUUUACAUUUUGAUAUUUUCACUGCAUUUGAAAGAUUCCCUUUCAAGUGUGUUGGCUCCAAAGGGCUUUAUGCAUUUGAAUGUUCUUGUUCAGAACCUACUGGUGCUCCUAAACAUCACAGGAACAGGACAUCAACUUAGUUCUUCCGGUAGAGGAUAAGGGAUUCUGUUUUUAAAAGUUACAGCAUUUACCUUUUUAUACAAGGUUCACAUUUACAAUUGAAUAAGGCCUCCAUAUUUUUACAUCAUUAGACAAAUGGACUAAAAUGGACUAUAGAUUUUUUUUAAGGGAUAGUGGGAGAGAAGGUAUAGAGUUUCUUCUUAGUGAGUGUCAAAGAAUAUGUUUUCAGUGGUGGAAAAGAAGACUUUUCAGUCUAUCGGUAAAGUACAUCCCACACUUUCUCAUCAAACAGAAAACAGACAGGUGCACUAAAGACACACUGUGAAUUCAUAUCCUAAUUUCAACACACCCAAAAUCAAGGGCUCAGAUGGUAGCAGCUGCAGCAAGCAGGUUUUGCCUCUUUGUUGAUCAAGAUAUGUGAGUGAGACAGAACUUGGCUUUCCUACAUGAUGUGGUAGCUUGUGAGUUGUGUUUUUUUUCCCUAAUGUGCUAGAGGGAAGAAAAAUAGCUGAGCUUUCUAAAAUGACAGCUCUCUAUUUUUAAAUGAGUUUGAAAAGUCGAUUAAAUUAUGUAUUUUAUUGCCUCUGUGAGUAUCAUAUUAAAUGAAUAUUUUAUUUUAAAGCCUUGAAUAAAUGAAAAUAGUUUUGUAA
This is a messenger RNA of Microcebus murinus (gray mouse lemur), 3509 nucleotides long. It is a transcript of the gene SLC10A2, whose product is annotated as solute carrier family 10 member 2. Gene Ontology annotation, biological process: bile acid and bile salt transport. Gene Ontology annotation, molecular function: bile acid:sodium symporter activity. The record is from RefSeq and is a predicted model, not a curated record. Gene Ontology annotation, cellular component: apical plasma membrane. NCBI's taxonomy places the organism in Eukaryota, Metazoa, Chordata, Mammalia, Primates, Cheirogaleidae.